GUUAUUUUAUUAUACUAUCAUGGAAGUUCGAUUAUGAAAAUAAAGUGGUUCGUCAUGGAUAAUGAAAAAUUAUCUAUUUUUAUUAGAAGAAAUAUAGAGAUUACACUGUAAAUUUAACAGUAUUUCUAGUCAUGUGAGCCACAAAAGCGUUUAGGAUGUCAAAAUUAAUCUCCGACAUCAAAAAACCCUCUUUGGAUUUACUGGAAAUAGAGAAAAUAGAAAAACUAGAAAAAUAUGAUCCAGUUGGGGAUCCUUUGGUUAUGGAAAGCCUUUAUAAAAUAAAUUGGAAAGAAUUUGCAUGUGGGUGGACUGCCGCGUUGAUCAAUAUAACCAUAACUUAUCCAAUAAACAAACUGAUCUUCCGACAGAUGUUACAUGGUGUUAAUGUGUCAAAUGCAUUUCGCCAGCUACAUGAGGAAGGUCUAUUUUAUUUGUACAGGGGCAUGUUGCCCCCAUUGUGCCAAAAAACAUUGUCUUUAUCAUUAAUGUUUGGAGUAUAUGAAGAAGUGCGGCGUCCAUUAUUGAACAGUGGUUGUAAUGAAUAUGUGGCUAAAGUAAUAGGUGGACUUGCAUCUGGUACAACAGAGGCAAUUUUGAUGCCUUUUGAGAGAAUCCAGACGAUACUGGCUGAUGCUCAUUACCAUAAGGAGUUUAAAAAUACGGUUCAUGCAUUUAAAGCUGUUGGUCUCAAUUAUGGGUUUCGGGAGUACUAUAGGGGUUUAGUUCCAAUUUUACUCAGGAAUGGACCAUCUAAUGUAGGUUUCUUUGUGAUCAGGGAUGAAGUUCAUAAUUAUCGUCCAAGAUUUGAAUCAAAAAUUUAUGAGACUAUAAGUGAAUUUUUUUGUGGAGCAAUGAUAGGUGUGUUUUUAUCUAGUGUGUUUUUUCCAUGCAAUGUUCUCAAAGUUGCUAUGCAAAGUAAAAUUGGUGGAAGUCAUGAGAACAUAUUUAAAGUUUUAGUACAAAUUUAUAAUGAACGAGGUAGAAAAAUUAGGAACUUCUAUCAUGGUGUACAGACUAAUUGCACAAGAGCGUUUAUAAGCUGGGGAGUAAUGAAUGCAGCGUAUGAAAAUUUGAAAAUUCUUUUCUCCUGAGUCAAUUAAUUUCCUUGUAAAUUAUUUUAAUUAAUAACUUUUAAGGCUGCAUGGUCUAUUACACAAAAGUAUUUUUUAUAGAUUGUUAAUUAUUUAUGAUAAAGUAUUCUCUGUUGAAUGUUUGUUGUAGUGGAGGUCCAAAUGUUAUUCCAGUUUAUGUGAAAUAAAUUUGUGAUGAAGGAAAGAUUCUAAGUGAGUGUUAAACGACGAACUGAUGAAGCCUGUGAACAAAUUAUAUUUGUUAUUCGUUUUUAUUACUAUAAUAAUAAAGACCUCGUGAAUCAUUA
This is a messenger RNA of Zophobas morio, 1378 nucleotides long. RefSeq names its product mitochondrial nicotinamide adenine dinucleotide transporter SLC25A51. Lineage: Eukaryota; Metazoa; Arthropoda; Insecta; Coleoptera; Tenebrionidae. The record is from RefSeq and is a predicted model, not a curated record. Gene Ontology annotation, cellular component: mitochondrion. The transcript has 3 exons. The coding region runs from base 156 to 1091 and encodes 311 amino acids. Gene Ontology annotation, molecular function: NAD transmembrane transporter activity.